GGACCCCGCGCUUCCCCCCGACGCCGCCGCCCGGGCCGCGGCUCCGAGGCCCGGAGCUGAAGUCGGCAUGAACGCACACCUGCCCGGCGGCUUUGGCCUGUACUCUUCCCAGCCCAAUGGCUACGCCCCGCCCCCCGGCUUGUCUCCCGUGGACAGAGAUCCCAGCUCCAAGUCCAGCGCAAAGACCCUGUACGAACAAAGGAAGAAUUACGCGCGGGACAGCGUGAGCAGCGUGCCCGACAUCUCUCAGUACCGAGUGGAGCACCUGACCACCUUCAUCCUGGACCGGAAGGAUGCCAUGCUCAACGUGGAGGACGGGAUCCGGAAGCUGAAGCUGCUGGAUGCCAAGGGCAAAGUGUGGACGCAGGACAUGAUUCUGCAGGUGGAUGACCGAGCCGUGAGCCUCAUCGACCUGGAGUCCCAGAAUGAACUGGAGAAUUUCCCUCUCAGCACCAUCCAGCACUGCCAGGCCGUGCAGAAGGCCUGCAGCUACGACUCCAUCCUGGCCCUGGUGUGCAAAGAAUCCACGCAGAACAAGCCCGACCUCCACCUCUUCCAGUGCGACGAGGUGAAGGCCAACCUGAUCAGCGAGGAUAUCGAGAGUGCCGUGAGCGACAGCCGAGGCGGGAAGCAGAAACGGAGGCCGGAGGCUCUGAGGAUGAUCGCCAAGGCGGAGCCCGGCAUCCCCCCGCCUCCCCGGGCACCGGCCCCUGCGCCCCCGGGCACCGUCACCCAGGUGGACGUGAGGAGCCGGGUGGCGGCGUGGUCGGUGUGGGCCGCGGACCAGGGCGACGCCGAGCGGAGGCCGCAGCCGCUGCCGCCCGAGCCGCCGGAGCCGCCGGAGACAACGGCCGCGCGCAUCGACCGGGACGUGCAAAUCCUAAACCAUAUCUUGGAUGACAUCGAGUUUUUUAUCACCAAACUCCAAAAAGCAGCUGAGGCGUUCUCCGAGCUCGCCAAGAGGAAGAAGAGCAAGAAGAGCAAGAGGAAAGGCCCGGGAGAGGGAGUUUUAACCCUUCGGGCAAAGCCUCCACCCCCGGAUGAGUUCGUGGACUGUUUCCAGAAGUUUAAGCACGGCUUUAAUCUUCUGGCCAAGCUGAAAUUGCACAUCCAGAACCCGAGCGCUGCGGACCUGGUCCAUUUCCUGUUCACGCCCUUAAACAUGGUCGUCCAGGCCACCGGAGGCCCCAAGCUGGCCAGCUCCGUGCUCAGCCCCCUGCUGACCAAGGACACCGUGGACUUCCUCAGCCGCACCGUGACCCCCGAGGAGCGGGACCUGUGGCUGUCGCUGGGGGAGACGUGGCUCAAAGCCAGGGCGGAGUGGCCUCGGGAGCAGUUCAUCCCACCCUACGUGCCCCGCUUCCGGCUGGGCUGGGAGCCGCCGGCACUGGACAGCCUGGGGCCCCCCCAGGGGUCCCCGCCGCCCGCCGAGCCCCGUGGCCAGCUCGACCCCCGGAGACCGCCGGCCACAGAGCAUCCCGGCCUCCUCGAGUACCCCCCGCCCGACGCCUACGCCUUCUGCAGCAGCGUGUACCCCAGGGGACCGCAGCCGGACCAAGGGGAGGCCGCUGGGCCCUUCAAGCCCACCCCGAACCGCCACGCAGACAGCCACAGAAGCUACGACCCGCACCCGCCCCAGCCCAAGAAGUACGCCCGCUCCAAGUUCGACUUCACGGCCAGGAACAGCAGCGAGCUGUCGGUGCUGAGGGAUGAGGUCCUGGAGGUGCUGGAUGACCGCAGGCAGUGGUGGAGGGUGCGGGGCGCGCGCGGGGAUGCGGGCUUCGUGCCCAACAACAUCCUGGACCUGCUGCCGCCCGCCGGCCCCGCCGCCCCGCACACGCACACCAUCCAGAAGCAGAGGCUGGACUGCGACGGCCCGCGCGCCCCGUCGCCCCCGCCGGCCCCGCCCGCCGCCCCGCACAGCGGCGACGCCCCCGACGGCAGCGCAGCGCGGGAGCAGAGACCCGGCCACGGCCAGAUGCCGGCCGACCGCCGGAAGUCGCAGAUGGAGGAGGUGCAGGACGAGCUGCUGCAGCGGCUGACCAUCGGCCGCAGCGCCGCGCAGAAGAAGUUCCACGUCCCGCGGCAGAGCGCGCCCGCCGUGCACAUCACCCCCGAGUCCGCGCCCGGCCUCGUCCGCGCCUGGCUGCAGUCCAAGGGCUUCGCCCCCGCGACGGUGAGCAGCCUCGGGGUGCUGAACGGGGCGCAGCUCUUCUCCCUCAACAAAGAGGAGCUGAGGGCCGUGUGCCCCGAGGGCGCGCGCGUCUUCAACCAGGUCACCGUCCAGAAGGCCGCCCUGGAGGACCACGACGGGAGCUCGGAGCUGCAGGAGAUCAUGAGGCGGCGGCAGGAGAAGAUCAGCGCGGCCGCCAGCGACUCGGGCGUGGAGUCCUUCGACGAGGGCGGCGGCCACUGACGCCGCGCGGGCACGCGCACGCCGGCACGGGAACGCGCACGCGGCCAUGGGCACGCGCACGCCGGCACGGGAAC
This is a messenger RNA of Dipodomys spectabilis (banner-tailed kangaroo rat), 2490 nucleotides long. It is a transcript of the gene Eps8, whose product is annotated as epidermal growth factor receptor pathway substrate 8. Gene Ontology annotation, molecular function: actin binding. Gene Ontology annotation, cellular component: plasma membrane; ruffle membrane; vesicle. Lineage: Eukaryota; Metazoa; Chordata; Mammalia; Rodentia; Heteromyidae. Gene Ontology annotation, biological process: positive regulation of ruffle assembly; regulation of Rho protein signal transduction; Rho protein signal transduction. The record is from RefSeq and is a predicted model, not a curated record.